UAUCCUUGUUUAUUUUAUCGCGCGGUUUGACAAAUUUAUAUCGGUUUUUGCGACAGCUUCGGAAAAAAAGUGAGGCAAGCGGAUAGAUUAGCUUUUGAGAACAAGAUUAAUUUUAUAAGUAACACGAAAAUUUCAAGUAAUCAGGUGUUUUUUUUUACUAAAAACCUGCCAAAAUGUCUAAGGCCCAUCCCCCAGAGUUGAAAAAAUACAUGGACAAACGAUUGUCCUUGAAGCUGAACGGUGGCCGGGUGGUUUCCGGUAUUUUACGAGGAUUCGAUCCUUUCAUGAAUGUCGUGCUUGAUGAAUCGAUCGAGGAAUGCAAGGAUAGCACUCGCAACAACAUUGGGAUGGUGGUUAUCCGUGGAAACAGUAUCAUCAUGGUGGAGGCACUAGACAGGAUAUAAUGCUGCAUCGGCUCUAAACGAGUCUACGCAAACAUCUCCAUAGCAUUAAGAACUUGUGUGAAUUGGUGAAAUAAAACAAUGAUCCAUUUGUAUAAUUUAAUGUA
This is a messenger RNA of Armigeres subalbatus, 508 nucleotides long. It is a transcript of the gene SNRPG, whose product is annotated as probable small nuclear ribonucleoprotein G. The record is from RefSeq and is a predicted model, not a curated record. Lineage: Eukaryota; Metazoa; Arthropoda; Insecta; Diptera; Culicidae. Gene Ontology annotation, biological process: mRNA splicing, via spliceosome; spliceosomal snRNP assembly. Gene Ontology annotation, cellular component: SMN-Sm protein complex; U2 snRNP; U12-type spliceosomal complex. Bases 174 to 404 code for a protein of 76 amino acids. Gene Ontology annotation, molecular function: RNA binding. The transcript is spliced from 3 exons.